UCCGGGGCAUCAUGAUGAGCAGCGGCGGCUUCCUGGAGCCGCAGCUCUUCUUCCAGAGCGGCGCGGAGCUGUGCGCCGCGGAGGACGAGCUGGAGGAGGAGGAGAUGCCGGCCACGGAGAAGGACCUGGCCGAGGACGCGCCCUGGAAGAAGAUCCAGCAGAACACGUUCACGCGCUGGUGCAACGAGCAUCUGAAGGUGCUCAACAAGCGGAUCGCGGACCUGCAGAAGGAUCUGAGCGACGGGCUGAAGCUGAUCGGGCUGCUGGAGGUGCUGAGCCAGAAGAAGAUGUACAGGAAGUAUCACUCCAGGCCCAACUUCAGGCAGAUGAAGCUGGAGAACGUGUCGGUGGCGCUGGAGUUCCUGGAGAGGGAGCACAUCAAGCUGGUCUCCAUCGGAGGCUCGACUCCCAAGGCCAUCGUGGACGGGAACCUGAAGCUGAUCCUGGGUCUGAUCUGGACCCUGAUCCUCCACUACUCCAUCUCCAUGCCCAUGUGGGAGGACGAGGACGACGAGGACGCCAAGAAGCUGACGCCCAAGCAGCGGCUGCUGGGCUGGAUCAGAACAAGGUUCCCCAGCUCCCCCAUCACCAACUUCCACCGCGACUGGAGGGACGGCAAGGCGCUGGGAGCUCUGGUGGACAACUGCGCCCCCGGUCUGUGUCCAGACUGGGAAACCUGGGACCCGAGCCAGCCGGUGGAGAACGCUCGAGAAGCCAUGCAGCAGGCCGACGACUCUGGAGUGCCUCAGGUCAUCGCUCCGGAGGAGAUCGUCGACCCCAACGUGGACGAGCACUCGGUCAUGACGUACCUGUCUCAGUUCCCCAAAGCCAAGCUGAAGCCCGGCGCCCCGCUGAGGGCCAAGACGCUGCACCCGAAGAGGGCCAAGGCCUACGGACCGGGCGUUCCUCACAGCAUCGAGCCCCGAGGCAACGUGGUCCUGACGGCGGAGUUCCUGGUGGAGACGGUGGAGGCCGGACUCGGGGAGGUCCUGGUCUACGUGGAGGACCCAGAGGGACACAUGGAGGAGGCUCGAGUGAUUCACAAUGACAAGAACCGGACGUACUCGGUGGUCUACCUGCCCAUGGAGGGUCUUCAUAAGGUGAAGGUGCUGUUUGCCGAGGACAUCGACCGGAGCCCCUUCAUGGUGAUGGUGUUCCAAAGCCUGGGCGACUCCAGCCGGGUUCAGGCCCGCGGGCCGGGAUGCAGGCCCGCCUGCAACGUGGCCAACAAGCCCACCUACUUCGACAUUUACAUCGCAGGGGCCGGCGCCGGAGACGUGGGCGUCGUCAUCGUGGACUCAAACGGGCGCCGCGACACGGUGGAGAUUGUUCUGGAGAACAAGGGCGACAGCGUGUUUCGGUGCACUUACGUUCCCGUCAUGGAGGGGCCGCACGUGGUCUACGUGACCUUCGCCAGGGCAGCAGAUUCCCAGAGUCCUUACGUCCACAUCUCCGAAGCGAGUAACCCGAACGCCUGCCGGGCGUCGGGCCGCGGUCUGCAGCCCAAAGGCCUGAGAGUGAAGGAAGUGGGAUUUAAAGUUUACACCAAAGGAGCCGGCAGCGGAGAACUCAAAGUCUCUGUGAAGGGACCCAAGGGCCUGGAGGAGCCAGUGAAGGUGCUUGAGAUGGAUAACGGCCUGUAUGAGUGUAAUUAUUACCCCAUCAUGACGGGAAAGUACAUCGUAAACACAUGGGGAGGUCACAGCAUCCCUCGCAGUCCCUUUGAGGUCCAGGUGAGUGAGGAGGCUGGGCCUCAGAAGGUGAGGGCCUGGGGUCGCCUGGAGACCGGCAUGGUGGGCAAAAGCGCCGACUUUGUGGUGGAAGCCAUCGGCACCGAAGUGGGAACUCUGGGUUUCUCCAUCGAGGGUCCGUCUCAGGCCAAAAUCGAGUGUGACGACAAAGGCGACGGCUCGUGCGACGUCCGCUACUGGCCGACCGAACCGGGCGACUACGCCGUCCACGUCAUCUGCGACGACGAAGACAUCAAGGACAGUCCCUUCAUGGCUCACACUCCCGCUGCUAACGACGUCUUCCCAGAGCAGGUGAAGUGUUUCGGUCCCGGGCUGGAGCCUCUCGGCUGCAUCGUCAACAAACCGGCAGAUUUCACCAUCGACACUCACGGCGCCGGCCGAGGCGAGCUGAAGCUUUACGCUCAGGACGCAGAAGGUUUCCCCAUCGACAUCCAGAUCACAGACAAUGAAGACAGCACCUUCUUCUGCGUUUACAUUCCCACCAAACCCAUCAAACACACCAUCAUCAUCACCUGGGGUGAAGUCAACGUGCCCAACAGCCCCUUCAGGGUGACCAUCGGGGAGGGGAGCCACCCGGAGAACGUGAAGGUUUACGGUCCAGGUGUGGAGAAGACGGGGCUGAAGGCCAACGAGCCCACGUACUUCACGGUGGACUGCAGCGAGGCCGGACAGGGCGACGUCAGUAUCGGGAUCAAGUGCGCCCCCGGCGUGGUCGGACCGGCCGAGGCCGACAUCGACUUCGACAUCAUCAAAAACGACAACGACACCUUCACGGUGAAGUACACGCCUCCGGGUCCGGGUCAGUACACCAUCAUGGUGCUGUUCGCCGACCAGGAGAUCCCCAUCAGCCCCUUCAGAAUAAAAGUGGAUCCGUCGCACGAUGCAGCCAAAGUCCGGGCAGAGGGACCCGGACUGAGCAGGACCGGCGUGGAGGUGGGCAAGCCCACUCACUUCACCAUCUUCACCAAAGGAGCCGGGAAGGCCAAGCCAGAGGUGCAGUUCACCGCAGCCGCCAAAGGGGACGCCGUCAGAGACUUCGAGAUCAUCGACAACCACAACUACUCGUACACCGUGCGCUACACCGCCGUGCAGCAGGGCAACAUGUCCAUCAUGGUGAGUCAUGGAGGAGACCUCCCCAGGAGCCCCUUCAGCAUCAGCGUGGCCCCCCCUCUGGACCUGAACCAGGUCAAGGUUCAGGGCCUCAACAGCACGGUGGACGUAGGAAAGGACCAGGAGUUCACUGUCAGCACGCUCGGCGCCGGCGGUCAGGGAAACCUGGACGUGAAGAUCACCUCGCCGUCCCGACGGCCGAUCCCCUGCAAGCGGGAGUCCGGAGCCGCCGGCGAGGUUCACACAGUGAAGUACAUCCCCCCGGAGGAGGGCUCGUACCGCGUGGACAUCACGUACGACGGAAACCCCGUCCCCGGAAGCCCGUUCACCGUGGAGGCCGUGAUGCCCCCCGACCCUUCAAAGGUGCGAGCCUACGGUCCAGGUCUUCAGGGCGGUGUGGUGGGUAAGCCGGCCCCCUUCGCCAUCGACACGAAGGGAGCUGGUACCGGCGGUCUGGGUCUGACGGUGGAGGGUCCCUGCGAGGCCAAGAUCGAGUGCCAGGACAACGGAGACGGUUCCUGCUCCGUGUCCUACCUCCCCACCGAACCCGGGGAGUACGCCAUCAACAUCCUGUUCGCCGACCAGCACAUCCCUGGGUCCCCCUUCAAAGCCCAGGUCCAGUCCGUGUUCGAUCCCAGCAAGGUGACGGCCAGCGGGCCGGGUCUGGAGCGGGGAAAGGCCCACGAAGCCGGCGCCUUCACGGUGGACUGCUCCAAAGCCGGGGAGGCCGAGCUCACCAUCGAGAUCGUCUCCGACUCAGGAGCCAAAGCCGAAGUCCACGUCCAGAACAACGGCGACGGGACCUACUCCAUCACCUACAUCCCGCAGAGCCACGGCAUGUACACCAUCACCAUCAAGUACGGCGGCCACGCCGUGCCCAAGUUCCCCGUGCGCCUGCACGUCGACCCGGCCGUCGACACCAGUGGGGUGAAGGUCUACGGCCCCGGGGUGGAGCCUCGAGGCGUCCUGAGAGAAGUCACCACUCACUUCAUCGUCGACGCUCGGGCGCACUACAAGAGCGGCGGCAGCCACGUCAGCGCCAGUAUCUCCAACCCGUCAGGCGCCAACACUGACACCUACAUCACCGACCUGGAGGACGGCACCUACCGGGUGGGGUACACGCCCUACGAGGACGGUCUCCACGUUAUCGAGGUUCUCCUGGACGAGGUGUCGGUACCAAAGAGUCCGUUCCGGGUGUCAGUGACCGAAGGCUGCGACCCGACCCGGGUCCGAGCCUUCGGUCCGGGUCUGGAGGAAGGAUUGGUGAACAAGUCCAACCGCUUCACUGUGGAGACCAAGGGGGCCGGCACCGGCGGUCUGGGCCUCGCCAUUGAGGGUCCGUCGGAAGCCAAGAUGUCCUGUAAGGACAACAAAGAUGGCAGCUGCAGUGUGGAGUACAUCCCCUUCACUCCCGGAGAGUACGACGUCAACAUCACGUUUGGAGGACGGCCCAUCCCGAGGAGCCCGUUUCGUGUCCCGGUGCGAGAGCUGGUGGAUCCCAGUCAGGUCAGGUGUUCGGGUCCCGGUCUGGGCAGCGGGGUUCGGGCCCACGUCCCCCAGACCUUCACAGUGGACACCAGCAAGGCCGGAGUGGCGUCUCUGGAGGUGCAGAUCUACGGACCCUCAGGAGUGCUGGAGCCGGUCAGCGUGCUCGAUAACGGAGACGCCACUCACACGGUGAACUACACGCCGGCCAGCGACGGCCCGUACACCAUCUGCGUCAAGUACGCCGACCAGGAGGUUCCUCACAGCCCCUUUAAGAUCCGGACUCUACCGGCCCACGAUGCCUCCAAAGUCCGGGCCAGCGGUCCUGGUCUGAACGCGUCCGGUGUUCCAGCCAGCCUUCCAGUCGAGUUCACCAUCGACGCCCGAGACGCUGGAGAAGGACUCCUGACGGUCCAGAUCCUGGAUCCGGAAGGAAAACCAAAGAAGGCGAACAUCAGGGACAACAGAGACGGGACGUACACUGUGUCCUACGUCCCCGACAUGACCGGACGCUACACCAUCACCAUCAAGUACGGCGGAGACGAGAUCCCAUACUCACCGUACCGCAUUCACGCACUGCCCACUGGGGACGCCAGCAAGUGUCUGGUCACAGUGUCCAUCGGAGGUCACGGACUGGGUUCAGGUAUCGGCCCAACCAUCCAGAUCGGAGAGGAGACGGUCAUCACCGUGGACGCCAAGGCCGCCGGUAAAGGUAAAGUGACGUGUAAGGUGUCGACGCCGGAUGGGGCGGAGCUUGAUGUGGACGUGGUGGAGAACGCCGACGGCACCUUCGAUAUUUACUACACGGCUCCGGAACCCGGCAAGUACGUCAUCACCAUCCGGUUCGGUGGAGAGAACAUCCCCAACAGCCCCUUCCACUGUGGCUGUGAGCCACAGGAUUUGUUGCAGUUCAGGGCUAGUGAGAGCGUCGCACUAAUCGAGGAGUCGUGUGAGAAGCGUCGGUCCUUAUCACCAUUUGUGGGUCUCUCCCCCCUCUGGGCCACCGAGGAUUCGGCGGGUUCUGUGGACGGUUUGGAGCCGCUGCUGCGUCCUUUCAGUCUGGUCAUUCCCUUCACGGUGCAGAAAGGAGAGAUCACAGGUGAGGUGCGGAUGCCGUCGGGUCGCUCUGCUCAGCCUCACAUCACCGAUAACAAAGACGGCACGGUGACGGUGAAAUACUCCCCGACCGAGCGCGGCCUCCACGAGAUGGACAUCCGAUACGACGGCAGUCACAUCCCCGGAAGUCCUCUCCAGUUCUUCGUGGACGCCAUUAACAGCGGCCACGUGACGGCGUUCGGCCCCGGGCUGAGUCACGGCACGGUCAACCGGGCCGCCACGUUCACCAUCGUUACCAAAGACGCCGGCGAAGGAGGUUUGUCGCUGGCGGUCGAAGGUCCAUCCAAAGCAGAAAUCAGCUGUAAAGACAAAGACGGGACGUGCAGCGUCUCCUACCUGCCCACCGCCGCCGGAGACUACAACAUCAUCGUCAAGUUCGACGACAAGCACAUCGCCGCAGCCCCGUUCAGCGCCAGGAUCACCGACGAGUCCACCCUGACGUCGCAGCUGAAUGUCGGCACGGCGACGGACGUUUCUCUGAAGAUCACGGAGACGGACCUGAGCAGCCUGAUGGCGACCAUCAGGGCGCCGUCCGGGAACGAGGAGCCGUGUCUGCUGAAGAGGCUGCCCAACCGGCACAUCGGAAUUUCCUUCACGCCCAAAGAGGUGGGCGAACACGUGGUCAGCGUGAAGAAGAGCGGCAAGCACGUGACCAACAGUCCGUUCAAGAUCAUGGUGGGUCAGUCGGAGAUCGGAGACGCCAGCAAGGUGAAGGUUUACGGUCAGGGGCUGGUGGAGGGCCACACCUUCGAGGUGGCCGAGUUCAUCGUGGACACCAGGAACGCAGGCUACGGAGGUCUGGGUCUGUCCAUUGAGGGUCCCAGUAAGGUGGACAUCAACUGUGAGGACGUGGAGGACGGGACGUGUAAAGUGACCUACUGUCCGACCGAACCCGGAAACUACAUCAUCAACAUCAAGUUCGCCGACCAGCACGUCCCCGGGAGUCCGUUCACGGUGAAGAUUUACGGCGAGGGUCGGAUGAAGGAGAGCAUCACCAGGAGGCGCCAGGCUCCCUCCAUCGCCAUGGGCAGCACCUGCGACCUCAACCUCAAAAUACCAGGGAACUGGUUUCAGAUGGUUUCAGCCCAGGAGCGGCUGACCCGGACGUUCACGCGCAGCAGCCACACCUACACCCGGACCGAGCGCACCGAGAUCAGCAAGACCCGGGCGGGCGAGACCAAGAGGGAGGUCCGGGUGGAGGAGAGCACGCAGGUCGGAGACCCCUUCAGGGACGUCUUCGGAGACUUUCUGGGCCGAGAGAGUCUGGGCGGCUUCAGUGGGAUGCCCGCCGGCAGCCGACCACCGCUGCAGGACGGUGAGGCAGGCAGCCAGGAAAUGACGGCCCAGGUUACGAGUCCCGGAGGGAAGACGGAGGACGCCGAGAUCAUCCGAGGGGAAGACAGCACCUACAGCGUUCGCUUCGUCCCGCAGGAGAUGGGCCCCCACACCGUCAACGUCAAGUACCGGGGCCAGCACGUCCCCGGGAGCCCCUUCCAGUUCACCGUGGGGCCCCUGGGGGAAGGAGGGGCCCACAAGGUCAGGGCGGGAGGAACCGGACUGGACCGCGGAGUGGCGGGAAUCCCAGCUGAGUUCAGCAUCUGGACCCGAGAAGCCGGAGCCGGAGGUCUCUCCAUCGCCGUGGAAGGACCCAGCAAGGCUGAAAUCACCUUCGAGGACCGGAAGGACGGAUCGUGUGGCGUCUCCUACAUGGUUCAGGAACCUGGCGAUUACGAAGUGUCCAUUAAAUUCAAUGACGAGCACAUCCCCGACUCGCCGUUCAUCGUCCCGGUCGCCACGCUCGACGACGCUCGCCGCCUCACCAUCACCAGCCUGCAUGAGAUGGGUCUGAGGGGUCAGGAGGCUUCGUUCGCCGUCCAGCUGAACGGAGCCAGAGGGCUGAUCGACGCCAAGAUCCACACGCCAGGAGCCGUGGAGGAGUUCAUCAGCGAGCUGGACACCGAUCAGCACGCCAUCAGGUUCAUCCCCAGAGAAAACGGCGUCCACUCGAUCGACGUCCGCUUUAACGGGAGCCACGUGCCCGGAAGCCCCUUUAAGAUCCGAGUGGGAGAACCUGGGCAGGCGGGAGACCCGGGCAUGGUGUCGGCCUUCGGGCCGGGCCUGGAGGGAGGAACCACAGGUACUGCGUCGGACUUCAUCGUCAACACGUGCAAUGCCGGCGCCGGCGCUCUCUCCGUGACCAUCGACGGACCGUCCAAAGUGAAGAUGGACUGUCAGGAGUGUGCAGAGGGCUACAAGGUCUCCUACACCCCAAUGGCUCCGGGAAACUACCUGAUCUCCAUCAAAUACGGAGGACCCCAACACAUUGUAGGAAGUCCUUUCAAGGCCAAAGUCUCAGGUCCACGUCUGUCCGGCGGCCACAGCCUUCAUGAGACAUCCUCCGUUCUCGUGGAAACGGUCACCAAAUCCUCGGCGGCGUCGAUGGGCGGCGCCUUCGCCUCUCUGCCCAAAUUCUCCUCGGACGGCAGUAAGGUGGUGUCGCGCGGCGCCGGCCUGUCCAAAGCCUUCAUCGGUCAGAAGAACACCUUCACGGUGGACUGCAGUAAAGCAGGCACCAACAUGCUGAUGGGCGUCCACGGGCCGAAGACGCCCUGCGAGGAGGUGUACGUCAAGCACAUGGGGAACCGGAUGUACAACGUGACGUACACGGUGAAGGAGCAGGGCAGCUACAUCCUCAUCGUGAAGUGGGGCGACGAGAACAUCCCGGGCAGCCCCUUCCACGUCACCGUCCCCUAGAACUGAGCCGUCCUCCAUCCCGCACUGAAGACUCUUCGCUCCCUGGACUAGAAACCUGGUCCCGCUUCACUUCUUCUGUUCGCCACUCCUCUCGUUUUGUGUUGAGAUAACUGUGAAAAAAGGGGCAAAAACCAAAAUCUCCUGAGCUGAAAUAACUGGAGCGCAGCUGAAACACCGACACCGAACUCCAUUUCUUACGCCUGGCUUUCACUCUCUUGUCGCGUCUUUUUGUUCAUAAUCAAAUUUCUUUUUCACCAAACUCUUUUUCUGCUUUGUGCAGUUCAGUGGAUGGAUGCUAAUGUGUAGGAGCACAGUCACUGAUCAGCUGGCCCGGGUUUGGUAUCAGGGUGAAGUUAACUGGAAAUUAGCUACAACAGUCAAACUUGUUCCUUCGUGGUUUCCUGUGAAUGCGGGUUAGUAUUUCACCAACAUUAUAACUUAACAUUUCCUCGGCCGAAGACAAUCCAGCGUUUGCAAAUCAGUGUUUUGCUCCUUUUGUUGCAGUAAAAACUAGUUUGCUCGAGUCAGGAUCACGUUAACAAAAGUGUCUUCUGAGGUCAAGACACAAGUCAGUUUUUCAAAAUGAGCUGCUUGUUUCCCAACAAAGAACUUACAGGUUGUUCUCUUCCUCAUGAAAGUUUGAUCGUGUCCAUGCAAAGCAGUAAUUCCUUUGACCAAAAAAAACAAAAACAAAACCAAUAUUCAGUUUGCCCGCGGUGUCUGAAAAGCUAAAAUAGAGGUCGCACACUGUAAGCAAAAGUUCUCAGAGUUAUCAUCUCCGUCAUGAUGUUCUGUCUUCACGUAGGCUCAGCCUCUUGUGGUCAUAAAUCACCUUUUUGAGACGGAUCUGCUGAGAACUCAGUCUGAAGCCACUGAUUCAGGUUCAGCUGAAGACAAUCUUUCCUUCACACCAGAUUCAGAUGCAGGUAUUUUUAAUCCCAUUUUGACUGGAUGUUUGUGAAACACUGUGGAGCUACAAAAAAAAAAAAAAAAAUGCAACCACUUUAGCUUUUUUGUAUGAAAUCUAACAGAAGCCGGUUCAACCUGUGAGUGAAGUCUGCGGACAGACCGAGCCGUGACCUUAGGAAACUCUCGGACUUCGUUGUUAUUUAUUCUCUCCACUCUUUUCUUUGACAGAAAAAGGUCUUAUCGAUUGGAGGAGUCAGUGAGGAGGAGGAGGAGGAACUUCUUUAUUCUGGACGAUCAGUUCAGAAAUCAAACCAACGUUAUGCUUUAGUUUUUUUAUGACCACAGGAGGGCGCUGUAGAGAAGCCGCAGGUAGUGAAUGUUUGGGGGAAAUAAACGGAUAUAUUACAGAGUGACAUUUUAUAGUGAUGAUUUUUGUAUGUGAGUGGAACAAAGUGGAACUGUUUGAUAUGUUGGCGCUCGGUUUGAGAUUGUGCAGGCAUAAUAAACCUUUAUUCUGAAACACGC
Messenger RNA from Salarias fasciatus (jewelled blenny), 9650 nucleotides. It is a transcript of the gene flncb, whose product is annotated as filamin C, gamma b (actin binding protein 280). NCBI's taxonomy places the organism in Eukaryota, Metazoa, Chordata, Actinopteri, Blenniiformes, Blenniidae. The record is from RefSeq and is a predicted model, not a curated record. Gene Ontology annotation, biological process: actin cytoskeleton organization. Gene Ontology annotation, molecular function: actin filament binding.